This is a messenger RNA of Penicillium antarcticum, 2346 nucleotides long. RefSeq lists its product as uncharacterized. Gene Ontology annotation, molecular function: amino acid transmembrane transporter activity. Gene Ontology annotation, cellular component: membrane. Gene Ontology annotation, biological process: amino acid transmembrane transport. The transcript is spliced from 8 exons. Lineage: Eukaryota; Fungi; Ascomycota; Eurotiomycetes; Eurotiales; Aspergillaceae. Bases 1 to 2346 code for a protein of 781 amino acids. The record is from RefSeq and is a predicted model, not a curated record.
AUGGCUACCCCUAAGUACCCUGAAAAGGGGCCACCUUCGUUCACAAGCAGUGAACCUACUCCCGAAGCUACGGAUAAUGCGACGUUUGGAACUGUCUCAAAUAUAGCUGCCGGCUCACAAGCUUUACAUCGUAAAUUACGCGGAAAGGAAGUGCAGUUAUUUGCAAUUGGCGGGGCAAUUGGAACUUCUUUAUAUGUUCAGAUGGGCUCGGCCUUGCCAAAAGGAGGACCUGCUGGUCUCUUUAUUGCCUUUGUUCUAUGGGGGAUGAUUAUGUGGGCAGUGAACGAGUGCUUCGCCGAGAUGGUGACCUAUCUCCCAGUGCCAUCACCCUUCAUUCGCUUUGGUAGUGAGUGGGUUGAUGGUGCGCUAGGCUUUGCCAUGGCCUGGAACUUCUUUCUCAACAUGGCAUUCCUUGUGCCUUUCGAGAUGGUUGCUAUGAACAUCAUGAUCACAUUUUGGACAGACAAGGUGCCCGUUGAGGCUAUCAUCGUCGCGAUGAUUGUUCUCUAUGCUUUGCUUAACGCGAUUAGUGUGAAGUACUUUGGAGUUUCCGAGUUCUACCUAUCAAUCUUCAAAGUCAUCUUGAUGAUUGGGUUAUUCUGCUUCACAUUCAUUACUAUGCUAGGAGGUAGCCCGUUGCACGAUCGAUACGGAUUCCGAUAUUGGGACAAUCCGGGAGCAUUCGUUGACCAUCUUGUUCCCGGGCGAACAGGUCGAUUCUUGGGCGUCCUUUCCUGUGUGUAUCAGGCUACUUUCUCGAUCUGCGGACCAGAGUACAUAUCUAUGGUCGCUGCUGAGGCAGAGAAUCCUCGAAAGAUUCUUCCUCCGGCUUAUCGAUCGUUUGUCUGGCGCAUCUUGAUAUUCUUCGUGGGUUCAGCUCUUUGCAUGGGCAUCGUCAUCCCAUAUAACGAUUCUACUCUACUUUCUAUCUUAGGAGGAGAUAUUUCUGGGUCUGGCACAGGUGCAGCAUCACCCUAUGUUAUUGCGAUGCAACGGCUUAAGAUCCAUGGCCUGCCGCAUCUCGUCAAUGCCCUUAUCAUGACAUCAAUAUUCAGUGCUGGAAACGGCCUCCUAUUUGCAGCGACUCGCACUCUACACGGAAUGUCACUUGAAGGACAUGCGCCACGGUUCCUCUCUUGGUGCACCAAGAGUGGUGUACCCCUCUGGGCACUUCUAUUUUCUCUCUCGUUCUGUCUACUCGCAUUUCUACAAGUGAACAGCUCUUCUGCAGAAGUCAUGACAUAUCUUGUCGAUCUCGUUACAUGUUGCCAGUUAAUCAACUAUGGAUUUACGGCUCUGACAUAUCGACACUUCUACUCUGCGCUGGCAAAGCAAGAAAUUUCACGCGACACUCUUCCCUACAAGGGCAAAUUCCAGCCUUAUACUUCUUACCUAGCUAUGGGCGGUACGAGCUUUAUGGUUCUGGCAGGCGGAUAUGAUCUAUUUAUGAAGGGUGGAUGGGAUGUGAUGUGGUUCUUCUUGGACUACGGCAUGAUCGGUUUCUUUGUUAUUACUUUCAUUGGGUGGAAGCUAAUCUGCAGGACCAAAUAUGUUUGGCCAGGAACUGCAGAUUUGAGCCUUGGUGGGCUGAAGGAAGAGAUCGAUAAUUAUGAAGCUCUAUAUACGCCCUCUCUCCAGGGAAAGCUGCCCCAAGAGUUCAUUUGGAAGAAAAUCAAGCCUGAGACUGGACUUUUAGCUGCCCAUGAACUCAGCAAUGAUAAAAUGUUGACCAAGCGCGAUGCACGUAUGUCUUACAACCCUGCCACAGAGGAGUUACGUUUAAAGGUCACUCAUACAUUUCUCCAUAAAUGUCACCGAAACUGGCUUAUGAGCGGCCUAUUUGAAUGGUGUGAAGAAGGGCUUAUCUCAAAGGACGAGGAGAAAACUUUGAAUAUAUUUGACAAUUGCACAACUAUGGGUUUUGAAAAGCCGUAUGCAUAUGCCGUCAAAGAUGUUGACAUAGGAAUCGCAUGUCCGGUUGGAACAUUUCCCCGAAUUGUGGUAGAAUCUAGAUGGUCGAUUCCCCGAUCCUCUGAUUCAGCCAUUCUAUGGCUUCAAAAGGCUGCACCAAAUCUCCAGGUCCUCAUUCUCAUUGAAUGGUGGAAUCUUCCAAAGGACACAGUGGCAGGACAGCUUCGAGUCUAUCGGCGUUGGACAAAAAACAUUCAAGCAGAGCCCAUCUUCCCGCGUCCGCAACAUUCCAAUAGACGGCGAAUCGUGCUCACACGAGAUGAGGUCCUUGGUACUGAGAAUAAUCGCUUUGAAGGGUUGGUUCUGCUAGUCGAUGAUCUGCGAACGAAUGCGCUCAAAGCUAUGGGUAAAAUGGAUUUGAAUCCGGCUUGUUAA